AAAUAAUAGAGACAAUGAUAUAAAUGUGGAAGGCAUUAAUUCUGAUAUUUCAAACAAAAAAUUUCCACCCAAAUUAAAAGCGAUGAAACCCAAAAUAAAAAUACCUGAACCAAAAUUUAAAGCAAUAGAAAUGAAAAGUGAUGAAAAACAAUCAAUUAUGAACAAUGUUCAAAAUGACAUGAAAAAGAUUAUGCCAAAAUUGAAAUCCAUCAAACCCAAAAUAAAAAUACCUGAACCAAAAUUUAAAUCAUUAGAACAAACUAUUAAAAAAGAAGACUCAUAUAUGAAGUCUUCAAAUACAAAUAAGGAACCACCCAAGUCCAUUAUGAAACAAUCCAGUACUAAUAGUAAUAAUUCACAACCCAUAUUAAAAAGACUUCAAACAUCCAAAAAAAAAGUGUCUAUUGAUUUAGUUGAUGAGGAUGAUGAUAUAUCAAAUGAAAAAAAUUUUAAUAAAAAUUCAUUAUUCAAAAAUAAAUAUUAUUCAAAAAUAAAUAUUCUAGAUAAAUUAAAAAAUGUUUGCUCCGACGAAAUAAAUAAGAAUGAAUCAAAUGUGUCUACAAAAGAUUCUAUGGGAAUAGGUAAAAUAUAUUAUUCCAUAAAAGAAAAAGGAAAACCUUUUUAUCCCUCAUUUUCUUUCUCUAUGAAAGAAAAAACCAUAACAAAUAUUGGCACUGCGUCAUUUUCACAUGAAUUGGCAAAACAAAAUAUAGGAAGUAACCAGCAUAUGAAACGUGACAACAUAUCAAGAAAUGAUCCUUCAAACGAUAUACAAAACAAUUCAAAUAAUGGUCCAAAAAGGAUAUCAAUGGAAAAAAUCUGGAAAAAUGAUAAUAUAUUAGAAAAUAAUCCAAAUGUUAGACAAAAGAGAGAAUCACAUAUAAAAAUGUCAAAUACAUGUGGAGAAAAUAUCCUAGUAGGAAUAAAAGGAAAUAAAUCCAACAUAGGACCAUUGACAACAUUUAAUGAAAGUAAAUUAAUUCAAGAUACUCAUUAUAUAAAUGCUUUUUCUCGAUUUAGUGGGAAUUAUGUAGGUAAAGUUACAGGACCUGCUCAUCCUAUAUCUAACUUUGAUAAAACUCCACAAAAUAUGAAUGACAAAAAGACAUGUGUUCAAAAUGGUAUUCAUAAUAAUAGAUGCGUGUGUAAGGGAGUACCACCACCCUUUUAUGAUUAUCCUUAUAUGAUGAAUUAUGCAUACUGUAAUAAUGUAUUAUAUAAUGGUGGAAUGGAUAGUCACCCUUUUUAUUUUUACCCUAGAUGUUACUUACCUAUGUAUCCAUAUGAUUAUCCACAUGAUUAUCCAUAUAAUGAGACCGUACCAUUUUAUAAUGAUGAAAAUGUUAUACCAAACCGAGAUCAUAUUAGUGCUUCCCAUAAAACGACAAGAAGAAAUAAAAGAGACGAAAGAAAUAAACACAAGGGAAAAAAUAACAAAUUUGAAGACAAUAUGAUUAUAGCUGGGGGACAUUUAAAACCAUUACAAUUUAGAAAUGGAGCAGAGUGGAGUAAGAAGAAUGACAAAAAAAAAUGUAAUAAUGGUGAAAAUGUAUAUUACGAUGAUGUUGAUGAAGAGGAAUAUUUUGAUUGGGAUGAAUAUAAUAAUGAAGACAAAUUCUACGAAGAACAAAAUAAGAUAAAACAUAAACAGAAAAGUUCAUAUAUUGGAAAUUCAAAAUGGUACGAAAUUGAACAGAAAUUGAAUAAUUGUCGAGGGGUCAUAGAAGAUGAUAAACCACCAAAAGAAAUAAUUAUAAAAAAAAAAAAAAAUGUGAAUGAAAAAAAAAAACUUUAUUACGAAGAUGAAACAAAAUAUUAUGAUGAGUAUGAAAGUGAAUAUAGUAAUACAUAUGAUGGUGAAUAUAAUGAUGUAUAUAUUUCUGAUGAUCAAUUAAUAAAUCCGAAAAUGUAUAAAAAUGGUGUAUAUAAUAGAAGAAGAUUAAGUAAUAGAAAUGAAAAGCAUGGUUUGGAAGAAAACACAUUGGAAGAUACAUAUAAUUUCAAUUUUGAUGAUAUAUAUAAGAAUUACAGAAUCGAAUAUUUAAAUGAAAAACUUAAAUGGGCUAACGAACAUUUGAAAAAAAAGAAAAAUAAUAAAUAUAAGAAAAACCAAAAGGAUGAAAUUACCAUAGAUCAGGAUAAAGCAAAUGAUCCUACUCUUAUACAAGGAUCACGAAAAAAGAAUUUGGAACGUUUAGAAGAUAUAGCUCAUUUAUUUUUACCAAAACAGAAAAAACAUGAUAACAUGUUUAAUUUAUCAUUAAACAUUUCGAAAAUGUCUAAUAAUGAUAAGGACGAUAUCAUAAAUAUGCUUUUCUCUUGUCGAGAAUUAGAAAAAUUAAUUGAAGAACAGCAUUGUGUUUUGGAUAUGUUGGAUAACGAUUUACGAGAAGUUAAUGCAUCAUUAAAGUUACCAGCAACUUGGGACAAUUUGGAAAACUUUGAAUUAUUACAAGAAAAUAUUUUAAAGGAAGAUGAACAAGGAUUGCCAAUAAAUAAUACUCCUUUUUUUAUAAAAGGAAAGGUAGCACUAAUACCGAAGGAUAUAAAUACCUUUUUUGAUGAUGAAGUAAAAGGUGAAUCAACAGGAAAAAAGGAUUAUUAUGCUAGGCAAGUGGUUCAAAUGGCAACUCAGGUGAAUACUCCAACGCCUGUUAAAUAUGUUCCAAAAUUUACGAAAGCAAAAGUAAAGCCCAAAGUGCCCUUGUUAUUGAAAAAUAUUACUAAAGCUUAA
Molecule: messenger RNA, 2734 nt
Organism: Plasmodium reichenowi
Lineage: Eukaryota; Apicomplexa; Aconoidasida; Haemosporida; Plasmodiidae
Exons: 1
Source: RefSeq, a predicted model, not a curated record